AUUUCUUCGUACUGCAUUUCGCUGGAAAUGCAUGUUGUGCGUGAUGCACUUCUACUAAUUAACUCCGAGGAAAUGCAUACCGUAUUCUACGGGUCAGAUUCUGUUCUCGGGAUUUCAAAAAUCACCGCGGGCCCUUGCACGUUAAAGCGCCGCGUAUACGCUCUUAAUCGUUGUUACGUUACUGUCCGUGAAACUUCGGCUUUCCCAGUUCGCGCUCAACAUCUCGCAGUCACGAAAGUACCGGCUCCGUUCGCGCGUGAUCGAGUACUCGUCAGGAGUACAGCUUCCGCUAGCGACCGCGCAGGACACCAUUCUAGGACGUUGCAGCACGUGCGUUACGACAAAGAUCACGGUCAGCGGCGCAGUAGCAGCGAUAGCUCUUUAUCCCGUCUUUUUUAUUUACGAGAGGCUUUCUAUUGAUUUACCUCCGAUAUGGCCGCGGCAAGUUCGUCAAAGACAGCAGCCGACGAGACACAGCAAGAGGAUCAUAUUUGGAUAGAACUGAAAUUGCUAGAGUCACUCGUGAUGCAAAGCAGAUUGGGCCAGAGUAUACUAAGACUCGCGGACAAGUUCUUGUGGACCGUAGAGAAGUGUGCGGAAUGGAGCCUACCUAGACAAGACGUUAGCGAAGAUGGGAAAGACUCGGGCAAACCGAAACUCGUGAGACCACUGCCGUGGCUCUUGUUCUUGCCGAGCUUAGUGAUGCUGCGUACAAUCAGAGUGACAGGGAAUAUAGGUGUUUACAUAUUGGGUUACCCUGCAAUAACGCCGAGUGAAAUGGUAAAACUCGUGCAGAAAUCUCGUAGGUAUCUGAAUGCCACAAUGAAGAAAGGGAUGAAAGAGAGGUGCGAGGUCAAGGACAAGAGACCGUCGAUGAACGAGGCCAAGAAGGCCCUGAUCAGGUCCAUUCGUCUGACUUUGUCGAGCUUAUCCUGCCUGGACGCAUCCAAACCCUCUCUGUCACCACCGCCCACCAAAAUUUAUGUUAGUAGCGUCCUCGAUCCCGAUCCAGUAACAACGACAUCGGAAGAAAAGUCAGUGACGGAAUCGAUGGAUUCUACGGAAAAAUUAAAAGACUCCUCGAGCGAAUCGGAGGAAGAGGAGAAGGAAGAGACUCUGGAUGAGAAGAUCGAUCGACUCGCUUUGGAUAGUAGCGAGGGCGAUGAGGAUUUCGACCCGACCGGCGCGAACAGCGACGAGGACGACGACGACGAGGACGACGACGACGACGAGAAUAGCGACGACGGCAAUGUGUCCCCGAGUGAGAUUCGCGAAAUCAUUGAGGACACUUAUGUACCACUGUCAGCCAACAAAAACCUGAAGCAGCAAACCGAGUGCUUUUUGAAUUCCGAGAAGAUUUGCGCGCUGGAUUCCAAGCAGGAAUCCGACCAGCCGGUUUGCGAGAAGAGAUCGUCGGCCAAGGAGAGCCGCGAUAAGGCAGAAGAGCGCCUCGCGACUUCGAAGCGUCGCGACUCGCCAGAGUGUUAUACGCCCGACAGAUCCAGUCAGGAAGGCGAUCCGACCUUCUACUCGCCGAUCAGCUCGGACAGCGACGCGCCGAAGGAGUCAUCGGUGCCGAUCGCCGAACAAUGUCCCGCAAGAAAAGUCGUAAAGACAAAAGAGCUUAUCAAUGGCGAAGCACGUUUCAUUCCAGCAUCAACGAUUGCAGAAUCGAAAUCAUCGGCCAGACGAGCCAACAACGGUGCGGUGGUGGAGAAGCGCAGUACAAACGUGAGUAAAUGUCACAAGGGUAAGCGCACGAGUCACGGCAGUCGCAAGAAAAAGUAGUCAAUUAACAAAAAGCAAAACAAAAGAGAGAGAUAGAGAAAGAUAGAUAGAUAGAUAGAGAGAAGGGGGGAGAGGAGGGGGGAGGAAACAGAGAACGAAAGCUUUCCUUCGAGACAACAGAUCACUAUCAAGUGAUACAAUAUCGCGCCGAUAUCGAACGUCAUUGACAGUUACGCAAUUGUUGAGGAUUAAACGUGAUUCCGAAUAAAAGAUAUUUGUCCGUCGUCAAGAUAUAGCAAAGAUAUCAGGUUAUCAAGACAUAUAUUCGAGCUCGUAUAAAAGAUCCCCGAGUCAUCGUGUGGUCGCUCGUCAAUUAUUGCUCUCGAAAAAUCGUUCGAAUUAAGAUGCUCGCAGAUAUUUCGUCGAAUCUUAGGCGCUCGCGUUUCCCCGAUGAGUGAUUUCGCCCGAGUUGUAACUGUCCAAAGUAUAAACUGAUCCAAAGUACGUCGUCGUCGUGUUAACACUCGAGCGUAAUCAUGCUUCUCUCUAUAAAAAUGUAAAAUAAUUAUAAUUAUAGUAAAGUAAUUAGGUAUAGUUUUCGCACGAUGCGAUAAAGCGGAUACAGGAAGAAAUAAUAAGUUCUCUAAUUCCUGAAUCGGCCUAAAUUGACGCGUUCACUCAAGAAUAACGCCUAUAUACUAUCGGGAUACCAUAGACGGAGGAUUAAUUGGACGAUCGCUGAUUUCGAAAUGAUUCGCAAUUAUUCCGAAAUAUACGCAGGAUGUUUCUCCAUAUGGAUGGUUGAUCUUUUUUUUCCCCCGAAUCCGGUUGAGAGCGAUAAGCUUGACGACGGGAACCUAAUUGUGGACAGGCGGAUGUAAGCGGAUGUAAGCAUCUAAAUCGCGGCGGUGCGUUCAAAGUGCGCAGACAUUAUCGUAUUUAGACGAAACAUUGCGUCUGUCUCGACAAUUACGUAAUUGCGAUCAUGAAUUAAAUGUUGUUUCUCCGAUACGAUAGUGCAAAACGCAGCGCGUGCGAAAACAUAUAUGGCUAAAGUUUGCGUGUUAUCACCGCAAAACGCUGUUAAACUGAUUCUUUUUGGACAUAUACUCGUUUGUGUAUAUAACAACAUUCGUUACAUCUGAUCGUUAUAUCUCAUAAAUGAGCUGUGAAUCGAUAUAACGGUAGAAGUCAGCCAAAAAAUUCAAUUUUCAUCGACGCGCAUAUUUGUAUAAUCUUGUAUUAUAUGCAAACUUUAAAUAUUUACGUUAUACUAUAGAAGAAAGACUAUAUGUUAAGGUUAGCUGUAUAGACAAACAUUAUUGUUUAAAUAACUAAGUGUCUGGAUCGACCGUGGAGUGUUGCCAACAAUUAAGAUACGAAAAUAUCAACAUGGUCUUUAAAGAACCUUGAUGCUUGAUAAAUAAUCUUAUAAAAAAUAUGUAAAUCAAUUCUUAGUUUACGCAAACUGCGCGCCGCAUAAUUGUCGGUCUUUAAAACGCAACUUUGAACCGAAUAGUACGUAAUAUCACAAUUAAAUUGCCAAGGCAAUCUAAUAAUUCGAUGCUUAUAUAGCGUCUAUUUUAAAUCCUGUAAAGAUAACUUAUUGCAAAAAAUAUUUAUAUCCUGGCUGAGGUAAUAUUUUUCAUAAUUAUGAUAUUACGUGCUAUUCGAUUCGAAGUUGGUCGUUUUAAAGACCGACGAUUAUGUGGCGCGCAGUUUGCAUGAACUAAGAAUUGUAUUAAAAAGUCAUUGUAUUAUAGAGAUUAUCAAGCACCAAAAUCCGCUUUGUUGGCAUUUUCGUGUCUUAUUAACUUUUUAAAAUUAGUCUUUUAUUUAAGUUAUAAUUAUGAAGAAUAUAUUCAUUUUGAAUGAUAAAAAUAUUUAGCGCCAUCGUUUAUGUAUGUAUAUUCCUUUUCAAUCGAUCGCAUUUCUCAAUCAAUGAUGAUCACACAUGGAAGCGAAAUAAUUAUUAUCACGCUUAUUCACUCUCUAGUAUCAUCGGUUUAUGUCUGUAAUUUUUAUUAUUUUUAUUCUGAUCAUCAGAAUGCAAAAUAUGCGCAAAGGUCGGCGGCGAUGUAUAAUUUAUAAAAUGUAUAAUUUAUAAUCUCUAAUUAAGAUAUAACGAAUUAUAAUUUCUUCCUUUCUUGUAAAUGUUGAUAAUAUUUAACAGACAUCGUUUUAUAUUGUUGUUACUAAAUGUAGACACUGUUGAUCUUAAUAAAUUAUUUAACCGUACAAA
Molecule: messenger RNA, 3970 nt
Organism: Wasmannia auropunctata (little fire ant)
Lineage: Eukaryota; Metazoa; Arthropoda; Insecta; Hymenoptera; Formicidae
Product: rRNA biogenesis protein rrp36
Exons: 11
Coding region: 433-1788 (451 amino acids)
Source: RefSeq, a predicted model, not a curated record